Messenger RNA from Piliocolobus tephrosceles (Ugandan red Colobus), 3149 nucleotides. It is a transcript of the gene HSPA12B, whose product is annotated as heat shock protein family A (Hsp70) member 12B. The transcript is spliced from 13 exons. The coding region runs from base 122 to 2182 and encodes 686 amino acids. Lineage: Eukaryota; Metazoa; Chordata; Mammalia; Primates; Cercopithecidae. The record is from RefSeq and is a predicted model, not a curated record.
GGGCGCACGUCGAGGGCUGCGACCGCCACAGCAGGCAGGGCUAACGGGCUGCGGGCCCGGGAUCGCGGCGGCUGGACGGGGCUCGAACUGUAGGGAGGGCAGAGCUACAGGGCCUGCAAGGAUGUUGGCUGUCCCGGAGAUGGGCCUGCAGGGGCUGUACAUCGGCUCCAGCCCGGAGCGGUCCCCAGUGCCUAGCCCACCAGGCUCCCCAAGGACCCAGGAAAGCUGCGGCAUUGCCCCCCUCACACCCUCGCAGUCUCCAAAGCCCGAGGCCCGAGCCCCCCAGCAGGCCUCCUUCUCUGUGGUGGUGGCCAUUGACUUUGGCACCACGUCUAGUGGCUAUGCUUUCAGCUUUGCCAGUGAUCCUGAGGCCAUCCACAUGAUGAGGAAAUGGGAGGGCGGAGACCCGGGCGUGGCCCACCAGAAGACUCCGACCUGCCUGCUGCUGACCCCGGAGGGCGCCUUCCACAGCUUUGGCUACACCGCUCGCGAUUACUACCAUGACCUGGACCCGGAAGAGGCGCGGGACUGGCUCUACUUCGAGAAGUUCAAGAUGAAGAUCCACAGUGCCACGGAUCUCACCUUGAAGACCCAGUUAGAGGCAGUAAAUGGAAAGACGAUGCCCGCCCUGGAGGUGUUCGCCCAUGCCCUGCGCUUCUUCAGGGAGCACGCCCUUCAGGAGCUGAGGGAGCAGAGCCCAUCGCUGCCAGAGAAGGACACUGUGCGCUGGGUGUUGACGGUGCCUGCCAUCUGGAAACAGCCGGCCAAGCAGUUCAUGCGGGAAGCUGCCUACCUGGCUGGACUAGUGUCCCGAGAGAAUGCAGAGCAGCUACUCAUCGCCCUGGAGCCUGAGGCUGCCUCGGUAUACUGCCGCAAGCUGCGCCUGCACCAGCUCCUGGAUCUGAGUGGCCGGGCCCCAGGUGGUGGGCGCCUGGGUGAGCGCCGCUCCAUCGACUCCAGCUUCCGUCAGGCUCGGGAGCAGCUGCGAAGGUACCGCCACAGCCGCACGUUCCUGGUGGAGUCGGGUGUAGGAGAACUGUGGGCAGAGAUGCAAGCAGGAGACCGCUACGUGGUGGCUGACUGCGGCGGAGGCACCGUGGACCUGACGGUGCACCAGCUGGAGCAGCCCCAUGGCACCCUCAAGGAGCUCUACAAGGCAUCUGGGGGCCCUUAUGGCGCGGUGGGCGUGGACCUGGCCUUCGAGCAGCUGCUGUGCCGCAUCUUCGGUGAGGACUUCAUCGCCACCUUCAAAAGGCAACGGCCGGCAGCCUGGGUAGAUCUGACCAUCGCCUUCGAGGCUCGCAAGCGCACUGCUGGCCCGCACCGUGCAGGGGCGCUCAACAUCUCGCUGCCCUUCUCCUUCAUUGACUUUUACCGCAAGCAGCGGGGCCACAACGUGGAGACCGCUCUGCGCAGGAGCAGCGUGAACUUCGUGAAGUGGUCCUCACAGGGGAUGCUCCGAAUGUCUUGUGAAGCCAUGAACGAGCUCUUUCAGCCCACAGUCAGCGGGAUCAUCCAGCACAUAGAGGCGCUGCUGGCACGGCCGGAGGUGCAGGGUGUGAAGCUGCUGUUCCUGGUGGGCGGCUUCGCCGAGUCAGCAGUGCUGCAGCACGCGGUGCAGGCGGCGCUGGGCUCCCGCGGUCUGCGUGUCGUGGUCCCACACGACGUGGGCCUCACCAUCCUCAAAGGCGCUGUGCUGUUCGGCCAGACGCCGGGCGUGGUGCGGGUCCGCCGCUCGCCGCUCACCUAUGGCGUGGGCGUGCUCAACCGCUUUGUGCCUGGGCGCCACCCGCCCGAGAAGCUACUGGUUCGCGACGGCCGCCGCUGGUGCACCGACGUCUUCGAGCGCUUCGUGGCCGCCGAGCAGUCGGUGGCCCUGGGCGAGGAGGUGCGGCGCAGCUACUGCCCGGCGCGUCCGGGCCAGCGGCGCGUGCUCAUCAACCUGUACUGCUGCGCGACCGAGGAUGCGCGCUUCAUCACCGACCCCGGCGUGCGCAAAUGCGGCGCGCUCAGCCUCGAGCUUGAGCCCGCCGACUGCGGCCAGGACACCGCCGGCGCGCCUCCCGGCCGCCGCGAGAUCCGCGCCGCCAUGCAGUUUGGCGACACCGAAAUUAAGGUCACCGCUGUCGACGUCAGCACCAAUCGCUCAGUGCGCGCGUCCAUCGACUUUCUUUCCAACUGAGGGCGCGCCGGCGCGGUGCGAGCGCCCUCUGCCCGGCCCCGCCCUCUUUCGGUCCCCGGGCCUGCGGAGCGGGGUGGGGCGGGGGAAAUGAUGGUUCUGCUGUGUGCGCCUCUUUCCCCGCCCUCCGGCCCCGGGGAGAUGAGGUCAUGGGAGGGUGGGUGGGGACACACCCAGAGACUGGCUUUGGGAUUGGGCCCUGGUCCGCUGACUGCCAGGCUGAAGGAACCCGCCAAGGAAUGAACUGGUAAGGGUGACUGAGAAGAGGUUUGCAAGACAGAGCGCGCAGCCCUGCAAGUGGCAAGUGACCCCGAAGGAAGAACGCAACAGAAGAUGGAGUCCUGGUCUGAACUUAGGCGAGUAGGGGUGGGGGUGGGAUGGCAGGAGGAGCCGCAGGAGGAAGGUUGUGCAGGGUCUGGACCUGCAGGGCUGGAGUUCACUCACUGAUGGACCCAGCCUGAACCGGGAGGCAGGCAGAGGAACCUUGUGCUGUAAGAAAGUGACUGGAAGUGGACUCCAGAGGGACAGCUGUGGUAGCACAGUCCUGGUGUGGUGCUGACCACCCAAAUAUGACUGUGAACUGUAGAAAGGGCAGUAGAUCUCUAAUGGGGAGGUGGGAACAUUAUUAUGAUGGAGGCAAUUAUGAGGGGAUAUGAGGGUAGCAUUUCCUUCUAGACAAAACACCCAUCUGGGAAGGCCCCAAGGGCAGCUUGUGAAGGACCCCACUUGCACCCCACCCCAGCCAUGGAAGGACAGCUGGAGGGUGGAUGAGGAGGCCAGGGGGAGCACUGAGGGGUGGUCCCAGCUCUGCUAUUGACUCGGUGUGCCUUUAGGACAUUCUCUGACCGCCCAUGGGCCUCAGUUUCCCAAAGUGUGAAAUGUCAGGCACUUCCCUCCAACUGUGACAUGCAACAGCCCCACCUGCCUGAGAGCCCUGAGGUGACAAUAAAACAUUUAUGCCCAAGGGGAA